This is a messenger RNA of Tachysurus vachellii, 2043 nucleotides long. RefSeq lists its product as uncharacterized. The coding region runs from base 150 to 1943 and encodes 597 amino acids. The record is from RefSeq and is a predicted model, not a curated record. NCBI's taxonomy places the organism in Eukaryota, Metazoa, Chordata, Actinopteri, Siluriformes, Bagridae. The transcript has 11 exons.
AUUAACGCGGCUGUAGCUCCUGUCAGCACUUAACUAAACAUUUCUAUAUUUUACAAAAGAUAUUAGUUAUUAAGACACUUCAAAAUUUCUGUAUGAAUUUGUUUUAUUUAAACUAUAUUAGAAUAUAGCUAGCUGUCGCGUUUCUUAACAUGAAUUGGGUAGGAGGUUGGAGAAGCCGUGUAAUGAAAAGCGGUGACACAAGAAAACAAAAGGAGUUUUUUGAAAAGAAAAGAAUGCAGAACAGACAUAAUCUCUCUGCACCACCUCCACCAGUAACACCUAAGAAAGGCAAUGUUGGCAACAUGGAUUUACUUACGAUGUUUAUUGUAGAACAAAUUGCAUUAAAAAAAGAACAUGCUGGUAACCAUAAAAAAACACACUUACCUAAAUCAAAAGGAAUUGAUAAAUAUAUGAGUGGGCAGUCAUUAGAGCUGCCAAUGAGUCCUUGUUCUCCAUCACGCUUGAGCCUGGCAGAGAGCAAAUCUCACUACAGUGAGCAAACACUGGGUUUGAAGCAGAGAAAACAUAGUCUCCUAGAUGAAUUCAAGUUCAAUACGCUGUCACCGCUGCUGGAAACUAACCUGUCUGAUGCCGGCACGUCAGUGUGUCAGCACCGGGUUCCGGGCAGUGUAGGUUCCAUUUCUUCAGCCUCACCAUCCUCAUCAGAGGCCUUUAACCUCCAGUCCAGACCUACCGUACACAACUCCCCCUUGCCACCUACAGAACUGUACAGCACAAAAUCUCUUCAGCCAGUGGGGAUGUGUGAGUAUAAUCCACAAUGGACAGAGCCUUUUCAAACAGAGGCCCCCCAGACUAGAUUUGCAGAUGGAGUACAGUUUGGGAGUGUCUUACAUAGAAGUGAAAGCAGUGGGCCAUCCAUAUACUCUGUUGAGAACCCAUUUAGUGAUUUAAAGAUGAAUGACAGAGAAGAAAAGCCACACCUUUUUGGAUUUAACAGUGGACUUGAAGGCAGGAUACACAGAAUUGCCUCAGAACAUGCCUGUGAUUUACCAGUAACCUGUAAUCGCAGAGAGGGCUGUGUCACCUCAGAUGAUGCAACAAGCUCUGCUCCAUACAUUUUAGAAGAAGGAAAAAAUCAGGAUGGUCAUAACUACAUGUGUCACUCUAACGACAUUCUCACAACAAGCCAAACAAGAAGAGUUAUGUCCUUCAACCAGAAAGUGAUGUGUGACUAUGAACAUAGAGAAAGGGAGAGUAAAGCCUAUGGGAUUUCUAAAGCUUUGAGACGGACUAAUCACAAGCAUUACUGUGAAGAGGAUCAGUUUGUUCCCUCUUGUCUGCUGACUAACACACAAAGUGGUAAAACUCCCAGGACACAUGACAAGGCAACACAGACUGCAGAUUUUUCCAGUUUGACUUCUCAAGAUGCCUCAGUACAAUGUUGCCUUUUGAAAGCAGCUAGGAUGAGUAUUUUCACCAAGCCCACAUUUCAUAUUCACCACAGUAGAACACAUAAAGCUCCUGCCACUAGGAGGCAGACUCGUCACAGCAAAGAAAAUCCUGAUCAUAGACAGUUUGCUCUAACAGAAAUCCCAAAGGUGGGUUGGAACACCUCCUGGUUGAUGAAAAAACAGGAGCUCACAAAGCAAGUGCCUGAAACAAUUAAAAGGCAUGAAAGUUUGAGCAACUCUGAGAGACAGGCAUCCAUUAAAAAAACACAUCCAUUACUGCACUCCUCUCUCAUAAGUGGUCCAGAGCUAAAGGAGCAGCCAUCAGAGACCAUGGUGUUCAGAGGAGAAAGGUGUGAAGGUCAUGAGGAGGAGAGUGUGAAUCAAAACCCCACUGUGAACUCCAGCUGCACAGAGGAACACAAUGCCUUCACUGCUGAAACAGGUGGAGACAGGGUAUCUGAGGGGAAAGGAAAUCUUGAAGAAAUUGCUGACAUUCUGCUCAUGCUGAAGCAUAAAAAUAAGCAUCCAUAAAAAUGUGAGAUGACACCGACUUGUUUUGAAUGUUGAAAGUUAGCAUCUGUUUUCAGAAGCUUUAUAGUCGUAUGUGUCACUGGUUUGGAUGGUUGAGUUA